AUGGAUAAAUUGCUUCAACUGGGGCGCCGGGCCCUAUUCAGGGCUCCCUCUCCUCCUCGGAUCAUCAGAAACAGCGGAUUUAGCAUUUUAGAUCCAGCAGUCAAAUUUGAAGAGGAGAAUAUGCUAGCUUUUGAAAAAGGUCUUUUCUAUCCUGUUUAUAUCGGUGAAACAUUGAAAGGCAGAUACCAGGUACUGAGCAAGCUUGGAUAUGGUGCAAAUUCCACUGUCUGGUUAUGUCGCGAUUUACAUAAACACAAGUAUACAGCACUAAAAAUCCUCAUACACAACUCAAAAUCAGAGCAUGAAACAAAAGUUUUAGAGUAUCUUGCAUCAUUAAAGUCCUCACACCCCGGCAAAUACAAAAUUAGAACAAUGCUUGAUGCAUUUGAGAUUAGUGGGCCAGAUGGCCCCCACCAAUGUCUUGUGCAUGAGCCGCUUUUGAUGAGCGUACAACACCUCCAGGCUUCAUUCCUUGAUAAACGGCUAACAGAAGAUAUGCUCAAACCAUUACUCCGGGAGCUCUUUACUACGCUUGAUUAUUUACAUUCUGAAGCCCAUGUCAUCCAUACUGAUAUUCAAGCUAAGAAUAUUAUGGUCGGCACAAAAGAUAUGUCUGUCUUCGCGGAAUGGGAGAGUCAAGAAAACGAGAACCCCACGCCCCGGAAAGAUGUUGAUAAGUACACAGUCUAUCGAUCUCGGCCAUUUUACCCAAAGAAAGGCUGGGGAGCUUGGGGUUUGCCAUUACUAUCUGACUUUGGGGACGCCCGUAUUGGUGAUGGGGAGCAUGAAGGCCUUAUACAACCAGGCCCAUACCGCGCCCCUGAGGUUAUGUUGGGAAUGAAAUGGACAGAAAAAGUGGACAUCUGGAAUGUUGGUGUUUUGAUUUGGGAUCUAUUUGAAGACGACUAUAUGUUCGAUGGUCUAGGCCCUAAUGGAAAGCAUUCCAACGCCCAUUUAUUAGCUGAAAUUGUCUCAUUACUGGGGCAACCACCACCUGCAUUUCUCCAAAGAAGCAAGGAAAGCCUCAAAUACUGGGAUGAAUCAGGCACUUGGAGAGGACUUGUUGAAAUUCCGAAUAAUUCUCUUGAGGAUUCGGAUAAAUACAUGAAGGGCAGAAAUCAAGAAAUUUUCAUGGAAUUCAUGCGAAAGAUGCUAAGAUGGGUUCCAGAGGAGCGACAGAGUGCAAGGGAGCUCUUGCGAGACCCGUGGCUGAAUAGUUGA
Messenger RNA from Microsporum canis CBS 113480, 1221 nucleotides. RefSeq names its product protein kinase domain-containing protein. Gene Ontology annotation, biological process: spliceosomal complex assembly; protein phosphorylation; regulation of mRNA processing. Bases 1 to 1221 code for a protein of 406 amino acids. The record is from RefSeq and is a predicted model, not a curated record. The transcript is spliced from 5 exons. NCBI's taxonomy places the organism in Eukaryota, Fungi, Ascomycota, Eurotiomycetes, Onygenales, Arthrodermataceae. Gene Ontology annotation, molecular function: protein kinase activity; ATP binding.